Molecule: messenger RNA, 898 nt
Organism: Vicia villosa (hairy vetch)
Lineage: Eukaryota; Viridiplantae; Streptophyta; Magnoliopsida; Fabales; Fabaceae
Exons: 2
Coding region: 92-769 (225 amino acids)
Source: RefSeq, a predicted model, not a curated record
GAUAGAUAGACACAUUAAAUCCUAUAUAAACACCCAAGUCUUGUGCUACAUUUGAUCACAACAGAUAGAUACAAAUCACCAUUUGAAAACUAUGGUAUCUUUAUUCAAAGCACUGUCCAUGACUCCGAGAACCGAUGUUAACGACGAGUUCGAAGCGUCGACGAAGAAAAGAAAGUGGGAGGAACCAUUUACUGAAGAGUUUUUUGAUAAGAAAUCGACUUUCGAUAUAAAGCCUCGCCUUAAGACGAUGUUUCCGUCUGAUAAAUGGCGUCAAUACUUAAGUAUUCAGUCAGGGCAGAUACAGUUGUGUAACACGAAACUGGACGAGACUGCGACUGAAGACUCGAAUUUACGAAGCGUUCGAGUGCUUCCUUCUGAUCAGAUGAGCUUAGACCUUGAGCUAAACCUGACAUGUGAAUCACAGAGGAGAAAAGAAAGCAAGACUAGUUGUGAUGAGAUUACUGAGAAGCGUAAUUCUGGUAAUUCGCCGAAGAAUUUGACAAAACAUGAUGAUGACCUUUGUGGUGAUCAAUCGAACAAGUGUAAGAAAGAUGCGUCGGGCGGUUUAAACGGUUCGCCGUCGUGGCUGUCGACGAGCGAGGGAGAUUACAAAGAGAUGGUUGCAACAGUUUGUAUGCAGUGCCAUAUGUUGGUAAUGCUAUGCAAGUCAUCACCUGCUUGUCCUAACUGCAAAUUCAUGCACUCGCCAGAUCAGAACCCUUCGAAAUUCUUGAAGAGUAGGUGCAGCAGCUUCUUCUGUUCUAGUUAGGAACUUGCAGAUACUACUCUUCUAGAAAUUUUCAGCUUUAUAUACAGCAUGGCAUGGACCAAUCCUAUGUUAUCUAUGUUGUUCAUUUCACUUUUCUAUAUAUAUCUAGCCUAGUAUAUAUUCAUAUCA